UCGGCCAAAUCAACCCUCUAAAGCAAUUGAGAACUCCGGGCUCGAAUACGAAUAUACAGCAGCCCUUAAAUGAGAUUCUAGUAUCUCGUCUGUAUAUAGGUAAUUUGUGAUGUAUUUACAAAUCGAGCAUCUGGAAAAGAAAGUGAAGUGUGAGGGUGUUUAUUGUGAUGCGGUUAGCAGUGAAAAUUCUCACGACUUUUCUUGUUUUGAAAACAUCUAUACCGCCGGUGUUUACGAAAUUAGCACGGGAAGAUUUUUCAUUUGAUUCUUGCUCACCCCCUCAACUGGCAGUAAAUGGAUCAGAAACUGAAGCGGGAGAGAAUCGAAUACGAAAAGACUAUUCACACAUUAGAGAGGUGAAAUUUUCUGGAUCUAUCGGUCCUCUUGGUGAACAACGACUUUGUAAGAUAAAAUGUAUAGCCGGUCAGUGGGUUGGACCUUUGUGUGCAGACCAAACAGAUAAUGGAAGAUUUCAACCGUUAUUUCGAAACUGCAAACUUGAAUAUAUAAACCCUCACUUAUUAGUCACUUUUAGAAACGUAUCCAUCCUGAAUCCAGGGUGGACUUUUCCCCAUGGUGCUAAAUUACAUACCAGAUGCAUCGAAUUGGGACUGUACAAAUUGUUGGGUACACCGACACCUCAAUGCCAAAAUGGACAGUGGUCUUCCAGACUCCCAUCCUGUGUACCAACAACUAUUUUAACUAAUUUUACAGAAGAUGCACCUCCCUCGAUCCUUAUUCGGAUACCAUCCGGAUCAGCUUCUGCAGAGCCUGGUGGAGAACUUGCUGUUUUUCCGGGCUCAACCUUACAUUUCGAAUGCAUAUUUUCACGAAGAUUAGGUUCUCCUGAUUGGACUUGGACUUCACCUCUAGGACAGUAUUUGACAGGUUGGGCAAUUGCGUCAGAAGAACGAGACUGGAAAUAUAGACUCUCAAUAUAUUACGCCAAACCACAAGAUUCUGGGACAUUCACUUGCGCAACUCCUCGAGGAAUAACGAAUAGUAUAACCCUUGUCGUAGCAGCUGUUCACUGUGAACCUAUUUCUGUAUCGAGGAUGCAUCUUAGUGUGAGAGUAGAAGGUACAAGAUUGGGACACAAAGCUAUUUUCCAAUGUCCAGUAGGAUUUGUUGUUACUGGUGAAGCCAAUUUAACUUGCCAAGCCUCAGGAAAAUGGUCAGCACCUGUUCCACAAUGUGAGCCAGUCAGAUGUCCACCAUUGGACACACCUGAAAGCCUGGAGCCACAUCUACAAGUUGAAGAACACGACAAUAAUUAUGGGGGUACGGCUGUGUUUAGCUGUGCAUGGGGAUACAAACUAGUGGGACCACCAGGAAUCGAAUGUGAACUGAGUGGAAAUUGGUCAGGGCCAUUACCGAAAUGUGUUCCUAUACAAUGUCCACCUCCAGUUCUACCGCUUAACGGGCAUCUGAUUCAGUCUGAGGCACCAGGAAUGGACGGGGGUCGAUACGCUGUGGGCAGCUUGGUACAAUUUGCUUGCACAGGUGCUCACCAUUUGGAAGGAGAAGCUAGUAUUAUUUGUACAGAAACUGGAUUUUGGUCCCAUCCCCCACCAUUUUGUCGACCAAAAUGUUCAUACAUUGGAGAACCAGAAAACGGUUUCAUUGCUCCUACCAAGUUUGCUUACGAUCCAGGAGAUGAACUAAGCAUCAUUUGCAACGAAGGUUUUGCAACGAAUUCUGAAGAAAACCUGAAAUGUAUGCCAGAUGGAAAGUGGUCUUCUCCACUACCAGUUUGUGCCAAUAUAUCAUCCGUAUCUGAAGAACUAACUUAAACAUUCGUUAUAGAGUGCCCGAUUAAUUUUUAGUACCCGUUUCAUUUUAAUACAGUAGUGAGUUACCAAGGACAACUAGUCAUUUUAAAACAAACCAUUUGUAAAGAAACUAAAACAAACCUAAUAGGUAUAUUUGGCUAGUAGAUUUCCAACUAUAGACAAAGUAUGAACACAAGUUCCCAUCGAAGACCAUGUUAAUACUAUUAUAGAUAUAAUCAACUAGAAGAGAUGUCGAAGUAUGUCGAAAUGCGAUACAGUUGAAACUCAAACUAUUUGAAACUAGGUACUUACGUGGUGGUUCAAUAAGUACUUUUAGUUUUUUCGCCCGAUCGAUGGCGCCAAUAUCGCAAGAAAAAUGUCUGGGGAUUUUAGAAAAAUGAAAAAAGAGCAAUGUCGAUCUGUGAUCCGACUCUUAUUUUUGGAAGAGAAAUCCCGCAGGGAAAUCAAAAGGCACUUGAAUGCAGUGUACAGUGACUAGUGACUUUUCUCCUUCGAUUCUUCUCUUCAUUAUGUGCCGUGCUUGUUUUCAAGCGUUGGCUAUCGUCGUAUUAACAAGCUGAUGAAAUAUUUCUCGAUCUGCAGCUAUAUGAAACAAUUUUUCAACCUUCAACCUUCCAUUAUCUUCUUCAAUGGCGACCGCAAAAAUUGGUUUAACAAAGUUCAGUGUACUCCAUUAAAAUGUUACAUUUCGCUAUGAUGUUAUUUUAUUGUUAAAUGAACGGAAAAAAAGUUAUAACCUCCAAAAGGAAACUUCUUACAAAAUUUUCUAAUAUUUUUAUUUAUAAAUUUUUUGUUGGUCACUUGACGAUAAAAAGUAAUAGGUAUAAAAUUGUAGAAAAUUUAAUUUGCUACAUUUUAUGUGUAAUUAAAUUUUCUGUAGGAUUGCCAGUUUAGAAGAUACAGCGCGAAAGCUUUUUGCACUCCUUUUUCCAAUAUGGCGGCCGGGGGACAAGGGUGGCGACCCCAAAAACUUGAACAUAAGCUUCUACUGAACCCCCCUACAGAUCAAAAAAAUUAAAUUAACUCCUCUAAGAAAUGCAAACUAAAUGUAACUUUUUAAUGGACUAGUGGUCGCACGGAGGUUUUUGAUAAGUCACCACCCCCAGGUGCCCCGAAAAUGGCUACCAAGGAGCAUAACGUGAAAGAAUUCCACGGUCUCGUAUUGGAAAACCACCGACUGAAAGUGUGCGAGAUAGCUGAGACAGUAGGAAUAUCAAAAGACCUCGUUGGCCAUAUCCUGCAUGAAAUUUUAGGAAUAAGAAAGCUGUGGGCGCGAUCUGUGCCGCAUUUUUUCACUUCGGAUAAUAAACGCAACCAUGACACUACUUCAGAGCAAUGUCUAAGGCUGUUUAAGCAUAAUCCAAAUGAGUUUCUACAUUGUUAAAUAACCGUCAACGAAACAUUAUUUCACUGGUAUAUGGUAUACAGCAGAGACCAAGGAACACAAAAGAGCGAAGACUGUCCUAUCGGCCGGGAAGGCAAUGUUCACCGUUUUCUGAGAUUCGUAAAGUCUGGUCUAUAUCAGCUUGCUGAAAAGGACAUAACGGUCACAGGGCUUUACUAUGCCGCAUUAUUGGGCCUUAUUAUAUGCUUCGUUGACUACCAAAAGGCAUUUGAUUGUGUAAGCUGGGUAAAUCUGUGGUCAAUUUUAAUACAAAUGGGCGCACCAAUGCUCCUGGUGACACUUAUUAAAAAUCUGUACCAGUCUAAUAUAGCGACAGUACGACUAGAUCAGAAGUCAAACUCAAGAAGUCUCAAACCAAUUUAAGACCGAGAGAGGUGUUAGACAAGAAUGCGUGUUGUCACCUGACUUAUUUAACAUUUAUGUAGGGUUAACAUUUCAUGAGGAUGGUUUUAGAAGGAUAGGUCAGUGGAGUAACAGUAGCUGGUAGUAAAAUCUCCAAUUUAAGAUUUGCUGAUGACACUACACUUAUAGCAGCAAAUGAGCAAGAAAUGUUUGAUCUUCUGCGAAGAGUUGAGUACGAAAGCAAUAAAGUUGGUCUCAAAAAUAAUGGUGGUCGACAGAUUCGACACUAUUCAACUGACUAACAUGUUACAGGAAUAUCAGACAGUAAACACCUUUGACUAUCUCGGGUCUAGUAUAACUAAUGAUGGUAACUGUAAAGCAGAAGUUCGGAGACGUAUUGGUAUGACAAAAAUGCGAUGAGUCGCCUAACUAAAGUUUGUAAAGACAGAUCUAUCUCUCAAAAUAUCAAGAUAAGACUGGUGAAUGCCCUUGUAUUCUCAAUAUUUCUAUACGGAGCAGAGACUUGGACUCUUCGCGCAUGCGAGCGCCAAAAAAUUGAUGCCUUUGAGAUGUGCUGCUGGAGAAGAAUGCUGCGCAUACCUUGGACAGCUCAUAGGACAAACGUUUCCAUUCUAAACCAACUCAUUAUUAAAAAAAGGCUGUCCACAAUAUGUCUGCAACGAAUUCUGCAAUUGUUUGGUCACGUGGUUCGCAGAGGUGACGACAGUUUGGAGAGAUUAAUUGUUUCUGGAAACGAUACGGGGAGAAGAUCAAGAGGACGAUCACCAACUAGAUGCUCCGACCAAAUAAAGAAUUCAGCUGGAAACUCAUUCUGCGAAGCUCUUAGAGCAGCUGAAGAUAGAGACCAAUGGAGAAACAUUGUUAGGAAUAUUGGAAGAAAUCACGAUCCUCAGUAAUGGGGAAACUACUAGAGAGAGAUUAUUGGGCCGAUUCGAUGCGGAAUGUAAAAAAACAGUCCCAAUUGGGGAAGAAAAAGUACUCUUCCACCAUGACACCGCUCCAGAAAUUCGAGUCGAAAGUCGAGUGAGGAGUUACGGAUCACUUUUACGGAAGCCUACUUUGCAGACCUCGAGAAAACGUAUUUUUCAGACGGGUUAAAGAAGGUGAAGCAUCGCUGGAUUAAGAGUAUCGAGCUAAAAGAAGACUACGUUCAGAAAUAAAUCACCCCUUUUCCAAAAUUUUGGCUAAGCAGGUACUUAUCGGACCACCGGGAACAUCCAUAAACUACGCCGUUGAAAAGGGGGAGGGGGACUUUGCUUAUUACAACGCUAUCCGACAGGGGAUAGGGGGCCAUGAGUGCACAUUCGACGUCGUUUGAAGUUCACGAAUAUAAAAAAUAUAUCCUACUUUAGAAUUAAAAAAAAGUUAGUAUAUUAUUUUUAUCGCAUACUUUUCAUUUUGUUUUUAUCACUCACAGCCUUAACAAUAUUAUUAGCAGUUUUAUACAGACUAACAAACAAUAAAACAUUGUUCUAUGUCUUUAAACAAACGCUUCUUUUCAGUACGCAACGUCUAGAAGCAAUAAAUAUUAAACUGUUCACUUAUUUACUGAAUACUCUGUGUGAAACAAUUCUACAAGAAUGAAUAGAAAUAAAAUAUUCUAUUCUAUUUAGUUAGUACAUUGUAUCUAUUUAUACUUAAUAAAAGAAAUGGCAUUGGAAUCAAAACAAAAUAAAUAUUAAAAUUUAUAUGAUGCAGGUAAGAAAGCAUAGGAACUCCGAUAAAAGUGUUGUCUUUUGUCCCAAUAAAGCUAAUUAUUAGUUGUACAGUGAAUUGAGAGAAAAAAGUACGCGGAUAUGAUAAUGAGCUACAUAAUAAUACUGAUUUGGAUACAUUCGUAAAUAAACUUGGAGAGCUAACUUUAAAAAAUCCAGAAAUAACAUUGAAUUUUAAAAAAGUCUCUAAAAAGGGGGGUCAUGAGUUGCAAUUGCGACGUCAGUAUGAGGGGGGGUCAACUGUAAACGACGCUUUACGACGGAAGGGGGAGGGUAAUAAAAACUCCAAAAUUUUUACGACGUAGUUUAUGGAUGUUCCCCACCCUAGUACAGAAAUUUUUGGACAAAACUUUGUUAUUAGUAGAUACAUUUGUAAUACGUAGGAUGAGACUGAAAAUUUUGAAUUAAGGCCGGCUUCCACUUAUACGAAACAGCCCGCUGCGGAACGGACCGCGACGAUCGGCAUUUUAAUAUUUUCGUGUAUUUAUGUGGCUCAGCGCCUCCUUUACGGAAUCGUAGCACAUCGCGCUGUAGACCAGGAAGGAUCUGUUUUUAGGUGGAUGUGAGAGGUGGCAUUCGGAUUUAUGCGGAUAAAGUUAGGUGAUAACUUCGUUAAUAAUAAUUGAUUUAUGCUCCUUCUCAAAUAUGCCCAGAACAUUAAUAAAAAAAAAUUAAAUAUUUAAUAAUUUCAAAAAAUUUCGUUUUUUUUCUACUUUCUUUGCUUAUAACUUUAAAACGAUUCAUUUUGGAACAAAAUAGUAUAAUAAUAAAACAAAGAUAAUUAAAUUUAUAUUAAAUAAGGGGCAAAACAAGCCUGUCUUUAUUCAAUGUUUUUCCAUCACUUAGGUUACACUUAGAGCCUUCCUAAUUCGCUUAGAAAAUUUUUGUAAUGUGCUAAAACCGUCCACCAAAUGUUAGUAAAAUUGACUUAAGUACUAGUUUUUGCAUAAUCAUUUUGCAAUCUAAAGUUUUUUAAAAAUUAAAAUUUUUUAAAAUCUUGCACAACAAAAACUAGAACAUUCAAAUAUUUGUCAAUUUUUUUACAAAUAAAGAAGCACUCCACCUAUCCAAUGCACUUUACAGAAUUGAUAUCGGAUUAUUUAAGCAGCCUCACAAUGUUUUAAAGUUAUAAAGAAUUUUUUGGCUUAUAAACAAAUUAGUGCUGUGGCCAGGAGGGGGUGCUACGGGCUCCUUUAUUGAGAUGGACUUACCCAAGUUUUUUUAUGUAUUUUGACCCGUAGAACACGAAUUUUUUGGGUAACAGUUGAUCCGUAUGUCGAUAAGAUUGUUAUAAACAAAGAACUUGAGAAUUACAUAACAUUUCUUGGGUAAUUCUAAGCAAAAAAUGUUCCUACAAGUUUUUUCGUAUUAUGCAUAGUUUUCGAGAUAAACGCGGUGGAACUUUAAAAAAAUCGAAAAAUUUCAAUUUUUGAACGCGAAUAAAUUUUGAUUAAAUAAAAUUAACAUGAAGUAAAACUCCCUAGUGUAGUUGGUAUAUUUAAUAAAAAUUCUAAAAAUUUUUAAAAAUCCAAACGGAUUACGUUCAAAACGUUUUCGGACUUAUCAGUCCAUCAUCAGUGAACCUAAAAGUAAGUAAUCUCACUUAGUAAAAUUGAAAAGGGUGAAAUUUUGAAUGUUAAAAAUUGAAAAGUGUGGUUACGAUUACUUACUCUCUGUCCUUGCUAAAUAGCCACAAUGCCAAACACUGGUCAAGAUGUAUGUUCUAACUACAUGGUAAAAUUUGUUAAACAAUUUGGCUUACAUUGGAUGCCAACGGAUUAGUACUAGGUACAUGAUGCUCUACUCCAUUAAUAGGGCUUUUCAUUCACAGUCAUUUGUUUCGAGCUUCUGUCAUAUGUCGUAUAAUCCGUGUAUAUAAAUAUUGUACACAGAUUAUACAACAUUUGACAGAAGCUCGAAACAAAUGACAAUCGAUGAAAAGCCCUAUUAAGAGAUUUUUUAUUAUGAAUAGGUCUACAUUGAACUACGUUUAGUCUGUCAAUGAUUUAGAAGGAAGUUGAAAUACUUCAAAUGUCAGUAAAAUUGACAUCCAGGAAACGGAAUUUUUAAGGUAUUAACCAAGGUCAAGAUCCAAUGUGGUUACGGAAAUUUAAGUUUAAGAUUGUGUUGGAAUUUUAAUUUUUAAUAUUAGAAUUUAAAUUUACUAUUUUUUAAAAAAUAUUACAACCAUUACUAUAAACUUGACUAUAAAAUUAAAUUUGAUCGAAAUUAUUGUCAUAAUAAAAUAUGGUAAUGAAAACAAAAUGUAAGAUUGAAUUAUUGGUUAAUGAAAGUUAAAAAAUUUUGUAUAUAGCCUUGGGGGUGAAAGUUAAAACGUUGAAGAGAUACAGAAGUUGUUUAGUGUGUAUAGAAAUGUAAAUUUGUUAACUGUAAUGUUGGUUGUAUAAGUCUAGUAUGGUAUUGAUUCUGUAUGAAAUUAACUAUUUAAAAAAUUGGUGAGAAUUGAGGUAACUGAUAUAAGAUUGUUAGGUGAAAAUAUAAAUAAUUGACGGAAAGUGAAAAUGUGUUAGUUAUAGUCAAAAAUAUAGGAAAUAUUAUAACAUUAUGCAUAGAAAAGAAAAUGGAAUUAUUUUUUAAUUCCAAAAAUUUUGAUUAAAAAAUAAAAUAGCAAUUCUGCUGACAGCAUUUGAAAGUUUAAGUCAAAUUAUACCGGUUUUAAUUAUUUGCAUUGCUAAAAAUUAAUGUUUUUAUUAUUAAACAAAGCUAUUUGUUUAUAAACCAAAAAAUUGUUAAUAAUUUUAAAACAUUGCUGAAGCUCCUUAAACAAUCCGAUUUUAAUUCUGUAAAGUGUAUUGGAUAGGUAGAGCACCUCUAAAAAAUUAGCCAACUUCUAAAUGGUCUACUUUUUGUUCAGGAAGAUUUUAAAAAAUUUGAACUUUUUUAAAAACAUUUAGAUUGCAAGUUUAUUAUGCAAAAUCUGUUAGGUCAAUUUUAAUGAAAUUUGGUAGACCGUUUAAGUAAGUUAUAAGAAUUUUCUAAGCGAAUUACUAAGGUUCUAAGUGCCACCAAAGUGGUUAAGAAACAUUGAAUAACAACAGGCGUAUUUUGACCCCUUUUUUGUAUUUAUUGCUAUAUUGCAGAAAAGAUAAUACCUUAAGACAUUUUUGACCAGUCGUAUAUCAUACAAAAUUCAAUUAUCAUUAUUUUAUUUCUCUACGACUUUGUUCCAAAACGAAUCGUUUUAAAGUUAUCCAUAUAGCACACAAUGUCCGAUGGACGUCCAUAUAACGUACAUUUAAAGUCCAAACGUCCAUGGACCAAAACUGGACGUACUAUGUACUUCCAUUACGCGACGUCCAUUGGACGUUUGAUUUCAACGUACAUUGGACAUCCAUUUGUGGUCCAUGGAGAUUUUACACAAAACGCGACUAUUAUUAUCAGUAAUUAUAUAUAGCUUCUUGUUUUAAUCAAAGCAAUAUUAUUAGUAGAAUACAAGAAGCUUCUAAUAAAUGUAGUCACAUAUUUUUUCAUCAUCGAAUUAAAACACUGAACCACUAAAAUUAUUUUAAUUAAACCUAUAUAAUAUUAGAUGAUGAUAAAACGAUGGUAAACUUUUUGAGAAUAACGGAGCUAUAUCGCGAAUCGGUAAUUAUAAAACUUACAAUAAUUAGACACUACCAAUUUAAAUCUUAAAUGUGCAUUUUGUAACUGUUAAAUUUCCCGCCAAACUAAAUGAGAAUCUUCUUGACAACGUUGUCGCUCUUCACGCUAUCGGUCGUAAAAGGUAGUAUUAGACAGGUACUUUUAGGGGAUUAUCGCUGUUAAUAAUUGUUGUGGAAUACUGAAGGAGGAUUUAUUUAUGAUAAUUCACAGAAUAGCCAACCAGCUUGCAAUAUACAACCGUCCUGACUCUAAGUUCUAAGAAAUAAUUAAAUAAUGUUUGGAAGGAAACAGAACACUCACAACAGAACAGAAAUAAACCUCUUUUAAUGUGAGUGCUUCAUAGGGCGCCAUUAUCUGAAUUUUGUCUUUAUUAAGUUAUUACAUACAAUAUAAUACAUCCUGUGAUAUCUUUGUGUUUGCUGUUUAUCGUGCAGGUGCAGUCGUGCAUUAAUGAAGUUCCUAUAAUAAAGUUAUAAUAAAGAGAAAUAAAAAAGGUAUUUUGUGUAAUAUUUUAAAGUAUAAGUUUAGUAUUAUAGGAACUAUUUCCUAUACCUAAAGGCUUUUUGCUAUGUAUGUACAUAUUCAUAAAAUUAUGGACACUAGAUUGCUUUCUGAAAAGUGCCCUACAAAAAGGUCCAUAAAGGCCCCGUCUCACCAUCAAAUAAUUGACAGUUAUUUGAUCAAACUAGACAGUUAGUGACACAAAGUGACAGUUAGUAUGUAUAGUUUGUGUCACUAGUCAAGUUUGACUGUCAAGUUUGAUCAAAUAACUGUCAAUUAUUUGAUGGUGAGACGGGGCCUUAAGACUUACAUUGAAUGUACAUCAGAUGUACAUUGAAUGUACAUAAAAUGUACACUGAAAGCUUCAACAACGUACACUGUACGUUUGUAGCGGACGUCCAUUGGACGUUCCAAUGUACACAGAUGUACGUCCAUUGGAUGUCCAUAAAACGUACUUGUGCUAUCUAGGUAUAAGCAAAGAAAGCAGAAAAAAUCGAUGUUUUUCGAAAUUUUUAAAUAUUUUAAUUUUUUAUUAAUGUUCCGGGCAUAUUUGAGAAGGAGCAUAAGUCAAUUAUUAUUACUGAAGGUGUCACCUAACUUUAUCUGCAAAAAUCCGAAUACCACCUCUCACAUCCAAAAAUAGACGUUUUUUUACAGAUUAAUCCUGGUCUUUUGAGCCAUUUGAAUACACACAAAUAUUAAAUUGCCGAUCGUUUCGGUCCGUUCCGUAGCGGGCUGUUCCGUAUAAGUGGGCGCCGGCCUUUUUUGUCACUAUUUAAAGAAAAUUACAAUAUCGUUGUUGACUACAUUGAUAUACAAUGCUACAUCCAAGCAUUUUUUAAAUAUAGGUACCUAUUUCAACCGUUUAUCAUUCAUUGAAGUCCAGUGUGAAUCUGUACAAAAUAACAUAAGUUGGUUGUAAUGGGCCGAAACUUAAAACUCCUGUUGAGCUGGCCCCCACUUGCAGAAAUUAAAAAACAAAUAGCGCUGAUUUACAAGCUAUUUAUGAGAUUUGAUAUCCCGCCAAUUAAAAAUUUUAAGCUCAUUACACUGGGCAGGAAUUUAAUAUUUUAAUAAAGAUAUUGCAUCGAUCUUUGAGCAUUCGAUGUUAUAUGAUUUCGAUUUUUAAGCUCAUCCCCUCAACACCCAAACAACCUUUUAAUUGAUUUAACUCAAGAGAAAAAUGUGGAGAUAAAUUAAAAUACAUAUUUAUAUCCUAUCGCGGAUAUAAUUUGUAUAGCGUAUAAAUUCUAAGAAUAAACCAUUAACCCUUACUAACACAAAUCUUCCUCCGCUGAGAUAAUCAAGCUAAGACAAACAAAACUGCAAAUUAUAAAACUGAUCUGAUCUCUACUACCAGGAAUUCUACUUAACAGCCUUGACGAAUUGUUAAAAUGUAUCAUACAACCAAAUCUGUAUUGAGUUUCUUAUCCUUGCAAUAGAAAAAUCGACCACUAACAUAUCCAAAAUCAUAUCUCAUGGCGGCAGCAGACUUCGCUAUGUGUUAUUUGCUAUGCAUCGCUUAGAUGCAUAUCGCACUAUGCUACGCAUCGUGUUAUUUACUACGCUUCUUCUUGUAGUGCCUAUCCGUUUCGGAUGUUGGCCGCCAUCAUGGCAAUCUGUACUUUGCACACUGCUGCUCUAAAAAGAUUUGUAGUGGUUGUGUUGAACCACGUACGUAGAUUUUUCAGCUACUUACUCAGCGUAGACUUUUCGGCUAUCUACGCUAUAUGAUCCCAAAUAGUUGUCUUUUGAAAUGUGUCAAAACCGGCCACUUGACUUGAGGAUAGGCUCAUUUGCUAUUCGUGCUUAUGCAUUAUGCGUGCGAAUAAAGCAUAUAACAGGCGCAUAACAAACAGCACAUAGCGAAGUGUGCUGCAGCCAUCAUAGUAUUUAUUACAAGUAGAAACACAGAUUACAAUCAACAUUUUAAGGGGCUACAUCAGCGCGUCAUUAAGACGAAAAACGCGUUCCAAGAUUGCAGGCUUAGUUUUGAAUAUUUUGUCGAGUUAUUUGGCACACAUAUACGUAAUAUAGUAAAGAAUGGCGGUACAGAGCCUAAUUUGAGGAAUAUGUUAAAGGAAUAUAAUUAGGUAUGAGAAAUAACUAUUAAAAAAGCGAGUCUGUACCGCCAUUAAGAAGAAUAAAAACAUACACUUUCUUCAAAUAAACUUUUUUAUCCCAUGCCUAGAUUUUGUGUUACAUUGGAACUACCAAAAUGGAUUAUCUAUAACAAGAAAUCGAACUUAACUUACUGAUCUGGCCACAUACAAGUCGGAAAAAUGAAAGAAUACCCAUGAACGAACAUAUAAAACACGCUGUAUUUUCCUGUCACCGUGUUACAAAGAAAAUUGCCCAGCGCAAGUACACGUACUAGUAACUAUUACAUGUACUUGCGCUGGCCAAUUUUUUGUGUGACACGGUGACAGAAAAAUACAGCGUGUUUUAUAUGUUCGUUCGUGGGUAUUCUUUCAUUUUUCCUACUGUAUUUAGCACGCAUAUGAGUACAAUAUUAUCACAAUAUUGUGCCUUUGUCUUUGAUAGUGUUCGUACUGCCGACGCACUGUUGCCAAAGGUUCGAAAAACUGUCCGGCUCCUAUCUCUCGAAUUAAUAUUGAUGACACACUGAUGUAGCCUCUUAAGGGUUCAUGUUUUGAGACUAAAAAAAUAACACGUUAAAACAAGAAUGUCAA
Diabrotica virgifera virgifera (western corn rootworm) is the source of this 12094-nucleotide messenger RNA. Its product is annotated as locomotion-related protein Hikaru genki. The record is from RefSeq and is a predicted model, not a curated record. The transcript is spliced from 10 exons. NCBI's taxonomy places the organism in Eukaryota, Metazoa, Arthropoda, Insecta, Coleoptera, Chrysomelidae. The coding region runs from base 168 to 1793 and encodes 541 amino acids.